AUGAGCAGCAACCAGCCGUCUCGAGCAGUGCAUAGGCUUCACCUCACGCAAAAUCACCUCAGAGCUCAAUCUUCAUUGGCCAACAUCGACAAUGUCAGUGUGGGUGCUAAAUACACCCAGGAAUAUAGAAACUACGCUGUCGAUAGGCAAACCAACAAGGUUAUAUCGUAUUUUCAUGACAUCCCGUUACGAUUGAAUACGCAACAAAAGACAGCUACCAUGGUUGUGGAAGUUCCACGAUGGUCGAACGGUAAGUUUGAGAUUGACCCCAAGCAGCCAGGUAACCCGAUAGUGCAAGACUUCAAGAAGGGAAAAGUGAGGUUUGUGCGGAACUUGUUUCCUUACCACGGGUACAUUCACAAUUACGGGGCGCUUCCGCAAACGUGGGAGGACCCAACGCAAAAGAGUAACGUGGAAGGGUUGUAUGGAGAUGGAGAUCCGUUGGAUGUGUGUGAGAUUGGGUCAAGUGUGUUUCCCAUAGGUUCUGUGGUGACAGUCAAGCUUCUAGGCUCCUUGGCUUUGGUGGAUGAUGGAGAAUUAGACUGGAAAGUCAUUGCAAUCAAUGUGGACGACGAGUUGGCGCCUGAGCUCAAUGAUAUAGGCGAUGUCGAAAAGAAGUGCCCUGGCCUUCUUGCUGCGACAAGACAGUGGUUCAAGGAUUACAAGAAGCCAGAUGGUAAGCCAGAAAAUGUGUUUGCUUUCAAUGGCGAAUAUAGAGACGCAGCUCAGACAUGGGAGACCGUAGAGGAGUGCCAUGUGGCGUGGGAGAAGCUUGUGACGGGCAAAACAGAGAAAGGCAAAUUUGCUAUUGAGAAUGUCACGUUACAAGGCACCCCGUUGAAACAGGAUAAGUUUGAAUUCAGUGACUCUGUGCUCCUGGCAGCUGCAGAACCAGACGCUCCUAUUCCUGAUGAAGUGCACAAGAGCUUCCACUAUUAG
Messenger RNA from Candidozyma auris, 939 nucleotides. RefSeq names its product inorganic diphosphatase. The transcript has a single exon. NCBI's taxonomy places the organism in Eukaryota, Fungi, Ascomycota, Pichiomycetes, Serinales, Metschnikowiaceae. Gene Ontology annotation, cellular component: cytoplasm; nucleus. Gene Ontology annotation, molecular function: magnesium ion binding; inorganic diphosphate phosphatase activity. The coding region runs from base 1 to 939 and encodes 312 amino acids. The record is from RefSeq and is a predicted model, not a curated record. Gene Ontology annotation, biological process: phosphate-containing compound metabolic process.